Messenger RNA from Equus quagga, 2139 nucleotides. RefSeq names its product chloride channel CLIC like 1 (gene CLCC1). The record is from RefSeq and is a predicted model, not a curated record. Gene Ontology annotation, molecular function: chloride channel activity. Bases 190 to 1755 code for a protein of 521 amino acids. The transcript is spliced from 13 exons. Lineage: Eukaryota; Metazoa; Chordata; Mammalia; Perissodactyla; Equidae. Gene Ontology annotation, cellular component: endoplasmic reticulum; membrane.
CGGGCCGGGGGCGUCUGGGCGUCGCCAGCCGGCGCGGGAAAGGUGUCGGUUUUCCUGAAGAGGCAGGGGGCGACGAGGGACGUGCGUCCGCGCGGAAGGAAUCUAAAUUUCUUAAAGAAGACCUGGCUGAUCUAGUUUCCUGGUAUUCCUUUUACUUAAGACAGUGCCCAAUAUCCGCCCUCAUGCAGGAUGCUGUGUUCUCUGCUCCUUUGUGAGUGUCUGUGGCUGAUAACUGGUUAUGCUCAUGAUGAUGACUGGAUUGACCCCACAGACAUGCUUAACUAUGAUGCUACUUCAGGAACAAUGAGAAAAUCUCAGGUGAAAUAUGAUAUAUCAGAGAAAAACAAAAUCAGUUCCGACUUGUCAUAUGCUGAUGAAUUGUCAGAAUGUUACAGCAAAGUUGAUUCUUUAACUCAUGAGAUUGAUGAAUGUGAAAAGAAAAAGAGGAAAGACUAUGAAAGUCAAAGCAAUCCUGUUUUCAGGAGAUACUUAAAUAAGAUCUUAAUUGAAACCAGAAAGCUCGGACUUCCUGAUGAAAACAAAGGUGACAUGCAUUAUGAUGCCGAGAUUAUACUUAAAAGACAAACCUUGUUAGAAAUACAGAAGUUUCUCAAUGGAGAGGAUUGGAAACCAGGAGCCUUGGAUGAUGCCCUAAGUGAUAUUUUAGUUAAUUUUAAGUUUCAUGAUUUCGAAGCAUGGAAGUGGCGAUUUAAAGAUGCCUUUGGAGUGGAUCCAUAUAAUGUGUUGAUGGUGCUUCUGUGUCUGCUCUGCAUCGUGAUAUUAGUAGCUACCGAGCUGUGGACGUAUGUUCGUUGGUACACUCAGUUGAAACGUGUUUUUGUCAUCAGUUUUGUCUUCAGUUGGGGAUGGAAUUGGAUGUAUUUAUAUAAGGUAGCCUUCGCACAGCAUCAGGCCGAAGUUGCCAAGAUGAAGCCAUUAGACAAUGUGUGUGUUGAGAAGAUGGACUGGACUGGAAGUAUCUGGGAAUGGUUUAGAAGUUCAUGGACCUAUAAGGAUGACCCCUGCCAAAAAUACUAUGAGCUCUUAUUAGUCAACCCUAUUUUGUUGGUCCCACCAACAAAGGCACUGGCCGUUACAUUCACCAACUUUGUGACGGAGCCGCUGAAGUACAUUGGAAAAGGGUCUGGUGAGUUUAUUAGAGCGCUCAUGAAGGAGAUCCCAGUGAUCCUGCACGUUCCGGUGCUGAUAACUAUGGCGUUAGCUGUCCUGAGUUUCUGCUAUGGUACUGGAAAAUCACUUAGUAUGCUGAGACCUUUAGGUGGUCCUGAAAGAGAACCGCCCCGGCCACUUCAGCCAGAUGAUAAGAGACCCCUUGGUGGAGCAGGUGAUGCAGAUUUCUAUUAUAGAGGCCCUUAUGACAGAACAUAUGAGGGUAGAAGAGAUGUUUUGAGAGAGAGAGAUGUUGACUUGAGACUUCAGACUGGCAAUAAGAACCCUGAAGUACUCCGGGCCUGUGACUUACCAGACGCAGAGGCGAGAGAGCAUCCCAAGGUGGUACCCAGUCCCAAAGACAUUGGUGGAAUCCCAGAAGAAAGCAGUACUAAAAGCAGCCAGUUGACUAAGCCUGUCUCUGGCCAAGAGGUGUCAGAGAGUGUGGAAGGUUCACCGGCAGUGGAAAAGGCCCAGCUCAGGACUGAUGCCAGAGGCAGCCCAGAGGAAGGCAGCGCUUCCAGCCCAGCAAGCACUGCGGUGGGAGCAUGCGGAAAGGAUCGGGAUGGCGGCCCAUGCGGCUAGAGGAACACAGACUUGGACCACAGCUCUGAGGUUGGGUACCUUCUUUUUUUACACAUUGGCCAUUAGGCGAAGUGGUUCUCACUGUUUGCCAAUCAAAAUCACUGAAGGAUUUUUAGAAAGAACAGAACAGCAGUCCAGAUGCCCAGAUCCCAUCCGUGCAGAAUCAGAAGCAACCAGCAGUGGAUGAGGUGCCAGCUUGUUCCAGGUGUGGCAUUUGUAUUAUGCAAUUCAGCCUUGUAGUCCAGGCCCUGCUCUGUCCUGUCCUUGUUCUGCUUUUGCUAAACUUACUUUAUGUUAUGUUCUAUUACGCAAACUACCUCCAGUUGCUGGGACAAGGGGGGCAAGGCUUAAUGACAACUGAGGUCCUAACCUACAUUGUUCAGG